UUAAAACCAUUUUCACGUACUCUUUGGUUAACUAUUUUAGGUACUGUAAUAUAUGCAAGUAUUUUAAUCUUUUUAAUAGAACGUCCAUAUAAUGAAGCAUUACAAGAUCGAUCAGUUAUAUCUGCGGGUGCAAUGUCUACAUGGUAUUCGAUGGCUACCAUAAUGGCAUGUGCACCGGAUUUUAAUGUUACAACAGCUGCUGGUCGAUUAUUAACUAUUGGCUUAUAUAUUUUAAGUUUAAUAUUACUGGCAGCUUAUACAGCUAACUUAGCAUCUGAUUUAACAAUACAAAAAUCGCAAACUGUCGUUAGUGGAAUCGAUGAUAUUAAAAAUGGUAAGAUACCAUUUAGUCGUAUUGGUAUUCUUGUCGGUUCAUCGGAUGAAGAUUAUUAUUUACAAGAAGUAUCCAGUGGUAGUCGAAACUUUUAUUCGUUAACAUCUAUCACAGAAGUGUAUGAUAAAUUAUUAAGUGGAGCCAUUGAUGCAUCAAUUAUGGAUGUUGGUCCUUCAGAAUAUGCAACUACUCAUAUUUAUUGUAAUUUAACUUUAGUUGGAGCUGAUUUUGAUGCAAGUGCAUUUGGUAUUGUUUAUCAAAAAGAUUGGAUUUAUGCAAAAGAAUUAGAUGUAAAUCUCUUGUCAUUAAGAGAACAAGGUGUUUUGGAUAGUUUGAGGACAAAAUGGUUUGAGGGAGGUGAUUGUUCUCAAACAGUCGAUAGCGGUACGGCGAUGACAGUUGAAUCAUUGGGUGGUUUGUUCUUAACUUUUGGUGUUAUUAGUAUUUUAUCUUUAUUAUUAUUUGUUUGGUUAAAACGAUCAGUUAUAAAAGAUUAUUUUAAGUCACGUAGACGUCGAAGAAGUUUAGUAAUUAGUCCGAAUACGUCGAAAGAAGAACAUGCUCAAGUAAUUGUAGCUGAAUAA
This is a messenger RNA of Adineta steineri, 918 nucleotides long. The record is from the annotation of a GenBank genome assembly. NCBI's taxonomy places the organism in Eukaryota, Metazoa, Rotifera, Eurotatoria, Adinetida, Adinetidae.